Trichoderma asperellum CBS 433.97 is the source of this 1095-nucleotide messenger RNA. NCBI's taxonomy places the organism in Eukaryota, Fungi, Ascomycota, Sordariomycetes, Hypocreales, Hypocreaceae. The record is from RefSeq and is a predicted model, not a curated record.
CAGUUUCAUCAUAAUCGGGCCAUGGGAUCAAAGCCCAUUGUGUCGUAGCGCCGCCGCAUCUGAGAGAUACGGGCCUGGCACUAAAGCGCCCCCCGGGAAAUAGCACCGGCGCGGGGGAAUUGAGUGAAUAGAAGGCCCCUGGGGGAAUGCGUCCACCUCAUUGGCCAAUCGCCAAAGCGCAUGCAUACACCUCUCCGCUGUUUCGGGAAGCUCGUGGCGUCUGGCAGAGCUGGCCACAUUGCCUCAAGCCUCAAGGGGUCCCCUCUCCUCUCAGCUACCACGGCGUUCUAAAGCCAUUCCGCAUUGGCCAGAUAUUCCGUUCUCUCUCUUCCUCCUUCUUUCCUCAACGAAGCCCGAUUGUCUCCCUCCCCCAAAGCCCAACGGCCCUCCUUCCGCACCGCCUCGUUCGCCUCAUUUCUUCGUCCGCGCCCCAAAUCCCAAGAUUCGCCACCAUGAAGGACCUCAAGAUCGAUGUCACCCACUCCGUCGAGUGCGAGCGCAAGACCCAGAAGGGCGAUAAGCUGUCCAUGCACUACCGGGGCACUUUGCUCGCCAACGGCAAGCAGUUUGAUGCUAGCUAUGACCGCGGCCAGCCUUUCAGCUUCAAGCUGGGCGCCGGCCAGGUGAUCAAAGGAUGGGACCAAGGUCUUCUCGACAUGUGCAUUGGAGACAAGAGAACUCUCACGAUCCCUCCCGAGCUGGGCUACGGCCAGCGCAACAUGGGUCCUAUCCCGGCUGGUUCGACUUUGGUCUUUGAGACCGAGCUGUUGGCCAUCGAGGGAGUCAAGGCCCCCGAGAAGCCCACCGAGAAGCCCACUGAAGAGACAGUGGCCGGAAAGGUAGCUGAGAAGGUUGCCAGCGUCGCUUCCGAGGCUGCUGAGGCCGCCGGGACGGUUCUCGCUGACACUGACGAGACCGAGGGUCACGAGGAGUUGUAACGAGAUAAUGAUUUGUAAAUACUAGCUUCUUCCUUUUUGAGCCUGCAUAGCCGAUAUCGAACGUCAAAUGAAACGUUCCCUCGAAACGUUCCUCUAUUUUGCGUGAUAAAUAACAACUCUAUCCAUGUUAAGCUUUGAUCGGCCGUCAGGAAUCCAU